This is a messenger RNA of Hermetia illucens (black soldier fly), 1677 nucleotides long. RefSeq names its product zinc transporter ZIP9 (gene Zip102B). The transcript has 4 exons. Lineage: Eukaryota; Metazoa; Arthropoda; Insecta; Diptera; Stratiomyidae. The coding region runs from base 576 to 1532 and encodes 318 amino acids. Gene Ontology annotation, biological process: transmembrane transport; zinc ion transport. The record is from RefSeq and is a predicted model, not a curated record. Gene Ontology annotation, molecular function: metal ion transmembrane transporter activity. Gene Ontology annotation, cellular component: membrane.
GACCAUGCACUGACAGUUGAAGUGUUGAUGUAGCUUAUUGUUUCGUUAUUCGUAGUGUGUCAUGGGGCAAUGAUUCUGUAAACAUCCAUCCAGUGCAUUGAGCUUUAAUACUUAAUUAGAAGAUAAUCUGUUUGUUGAAAAGACUGUUGUUCGUGAAGCAAAUCCCCAUCCCUGAUAUUUUGACACUUGACACGUCCUAGUUUCCAACUAAACACUUGUUUCGCCCGUCAAUUCAGUAUUGGAAGAACUCGUUCAGCCAAAUUGAAAGAAGUGAAUUAUUGCGACUUUCCCCAGUAGCGAGAAACUCCUGGUUUCCGCAGCUUUAAGAACGAACAAGCGGAGGUCUAGAAAUGGGUCAAAGCUGAAUUGACUAAAUCCCAUUCAUUGUGCAUUUGCAGUUCUACUGCAAAACCUGAAUGUUUACGUUUCUGUUUUAAACGCCACGUUCUGCUGGUCGUCGACUCUUCAGUCUGGUAUCGAUGGCAUAAGAUCUAGUUUUUCAACCCUGUUUUUGUUGUCAGUAUUAUAUCAACAAAUAAUUUUCUCCAUCUGGGCCGCAGAAUUUUAACGAAGCAAUGGAAGAGACACUUGUCUUAAUUUUCCUCACCAUAGUGAUGUUGGUUGGAUCAUAUUUAGCGGGCAAUAUCCCUCUUGUUGUUAACUGGUCUGAGGAAAAACUCAAAGUUGUGACUAUCUUUGGUGCCGGCCUUUUGGUUGGGACCGCGUUAACUGUGAUAAUUCCCGAAGGCAUAAGAGCAUUAUAUGAGGAUGGUGUCCACCAAGAUAAACCAUCACUUGCUAAACUUGGCACAGGUGCAACUGCUGUAAGUAUCCCGCAGGAGCCCUUACCUCAUAAACAUGAGGACGUUGACGAUCAUUCCGCCACCAUAGGAUUAUCCUUAGUAUUAGGUUUUAUAUUUAUGAUGUUAGUUGAACAAAUUUCAUUACGACACAACUCUGGGCCGGCUUCUAAUAAAAACAUAACUGCAACUCUAGGAUUAGUGGUUCAUGCUGCAGCUGAUGGAGUUGCUCUAGGCGCGGCUGCGACCACUUCGCAUCAGGAUGUCGAGAUGAUAGUUUUUCUGGCGAUCAUGCUUCACAAAGCCCCAGCAGCAUUUGGACUUGUGAGCUUCCUUUUACACGAAGGUGUGGAGCGACAGCGUAUUCGAAAGCACUUAGCUAUAUUUUCGCUAUCAGCACCCUUACUGACGCUGCUUACAUACUUUGGAAUCGGGCAAGAGCAAAAGGAAACUUUGAACUCCGUGAAUGCAACGGGAAUUGCUAUGUUGUUCUCAGCUGGAACAUUCCUUUAUGUAGCCACGGUGCACGUUCUGCCAGAACUAACACAAAGUUCGCACAGCGGUGGUCAUCAUGGGCGGUCUAGCAGUUCGUCGACAGCGCACUACAGCCAUUUAGAAGAUGGAACAAGCGCAUCAACGAAAGGGUUUUCAGGCCUAAGAAACACUGAAUUGUUUAUCAUGGUCUGUGGAGCUUUAUUACCACUUAUUAUAACAUUGGGACAUCAUCACUGAAAAGUGACAAUUAAUGCAAUUUACCAGUUUUUUACUACUCAGUUCGCUCAUAUACUGGAUUCCGAAUGUGAUGCAUAAUUUUGGUAAAUGACAUCCAUGGAUCUACUUUAAAUGUCAUUAAGUUUAAUAAAGAUUAUUUGUAAUA